Molecule: messenger RNA, 11470 nt
Organism: Salvelinus fontinalis (brook trout)
Lineage: Eukaryota; Metazoa; Chordata; Actinopteri; Salmoniformes; Salmonidae
Product: G patch domain-containing protein 8-like
Exons: 4
Coding region: 1047-5678 (1543 amino acids)
Cellular component (GO): nucleus
Source: RefSeq, a predicted model, not a curated record
CACACACCUGACUGAUUGUCAGACAUAACAGAACCGGACUUAGCUGUAGUGCAGCACCGAUUACGCAGACGGGACUCUCUCUCCUCGUCGACCCCGUUCACUCUCACAGUGUGCGGAGGAAAGAGAGAGAGAGUGAAAAGGCGCCUCUGAUUAUUCAGACUGAACGGAGUCAUGAGCGAUACCCCCCUCCUCCUCUCUUUCUCUGCGUCGGAACCCGGGUGACUGGAGCGCGCGUGUCACAGUGACAGCUCCACCAACGAAAGAGACGAGACAGAUUAUCGGGGAACGGCCUCUGUAGCUUUGUUGAACACUCCGUGCUGCAACAGCAAACACCAAAAACUCACGCGCUCUUUUCAGAGAACGGACACAGCUGUGUCUGUCUGUCUGCAUGUACUAGAGAUAACCUAUAAACUCGGUGACUGGAUUUACAGUUAUUCAUCCACGAACUAAACCGUCUGGAAUCUAUCAGGAAAAUAACGUUUUUUUUUCUUCCAGGGGCGCAAUACACCUGUCGACAGCAUCUAACUCUGCUCGGUAAAUCUGCUCGAGACGUUCUCAAUGCCAUCAGAUACCGCCACACUAAACACCCUCGCCUCUCCCCAGAACUGAAAGGAGAGAGAAAGGAGAGAGGUAUAGUCGAGAGAGGGGAAAGGGAAGAAGGAAAGAGAGAUAUAAAUAAUACAUAUUCUUUACCAGGAGCUAGAUUUCUCAUUUUACUAGAACAUUAGCAUGGCAACCUAUGUCAUCAACAGGCUACAAAUCCUACCGCCCUGACUAUUUAACGGACCCUCAGUGCAUUACUCAUGCUUAUUUCUGUAAGCAACCUGAAGGAUUAAUUUAAUAAUAAAGAAGAAACACUUUUUAUUGAAGUUCCAUUUUCCCGGAGGAGUAGCUGAAUAUCCUCCCCUCCCCUUGGUCGGACUCGGACUGAGAGGAGGGACACUUGACUCUGCUUCACCUGGUGAAGAGUCCGGUAAGCCGGACGGACUGACGUCCGCACACACGCGAACCCCUGCGCAUGGGGGAGCGCAGCCCCACAAGGUCGGAUGUCGUGCAGCACGUGCUAUUACCUGGUCAUCAGCUCCACACACCUGAGCAACGGCCACUUCCGGCGUGUGAAGGGUGUCUUCAGGGGACCACUCUGUCGCACGGCCUCCAACCAAUCACCGGAUCAUGGUGAGAGUGCAGCAGGUACAGUGGAGAAUGAUGGGAAGUCGAGUUUCUUCUGUCAGCUGUGUGAAAAACAGUACCUGAGACACCAGGAGUAUGACAACCAUAUCAACUCCUAUGACCACGCACACAGACAGAGACUAAAGGAGUUGAAGCAGAGGGAGUUUGCUCGGAACGUUGCGUCUAAGUCGUGGAAGGACGACCGCAAGCAGGAGAGAGCUCUGAGACACCUGCACCAACUAGCACUGCUACGACAACAGACACACAGGGUACCAGGCCAGGUUGUUAGGUUCCGAGGGACAGUGAGAGCUGAGAUCCAGCAUUCAGAGAGACACUGUGGAGAGAGAGACAACAGACCAGGGGACUGCCAUGUCCCCUUGACCCAAACAGGGUUAAUCCAAACCACAGGGAACUCCCAGCGACCCGCUGUUACCCUACGUCUAACCCAGCCCCAGACCAUCCCUCUCAGCCUACAGGGAGAGGACUCCCCCCAUCUCCAGACCAAGCCUCUCUCCAACUCCCAGCCCCAGCAGCCAGAGGACCCUACCCACAUACCCAUCUUCCCUGGAGGGCCCUUCCAAGCCUCCCCACCCCCAGCCUUGCAUUCCAGAUGUGGACCUUCUCUGGAGGAUCCCCAGCCUCGCCUGAACAGCUCUCCCCAGGACCCUGCCUUUCCGUGGGGUAGAGACAGAGGAAGGGUGGGGGUAUCCUUCUGUUUCUCCAGGAGGGGCCCAAAGCUAGAGCCAUCUGCCUCUGUCUUCUCAGACCAGCAAGAGGAGGAGGGGAGAGGAGGAAGAGGGCAGAUGAAGAAGGGAAGGGGAGGAGAUGAGCUACAGCUGCGUCACCCAGACAACCUGUUACUAGGACAACCAACCAACAGCCUCCCCCCCGGAAACAAGACAGAACCCUCAGGCGGGGAAGAGGGGGAGGAGAGAAGAGAGAAGAGAGGAGGGGAGGAGAGCGACAGGUUCUCUGCUAGCCAUGACCCAGGCUGUCCUACCCGUAAUGCCAGACUGAGAGAAACAGACCAGAGCCCUGAACACGGGACAGCAGAUGAGAGGGAAGAGAGGGAGGAGGGGAACAGGAGUACAGAGCACAGACAACAGGGCCAUGAGGUGAAUCAGACUCCUAUGUCUUCAUAUCUCCAUGUGGUUGCCAGAGACGGAUCCAGCCGUCUGAGGUGGCCAGUAAAACUGCUGCAGUUUACCACAGCCAAACCCCACCUCUCCUACAGCUGCAAACCCACACACUGGCAACCCCACACCAACCCACUACACUUUAACCCUGAACACAACCACAACCACUGUCAAACCAAGUCACACUGUAACCACUCAGCAAGCCAGCAGGAGACAGAGAAACACACAGAGGAGUCCGACUCCCUCAUGUUCUCUAGCUCCCAGCCUCCUCCUCAGGACACAGAAAAUGUAGAAUCCAAUACAGAUCUAUAUACAGAGACAGGCAGGACAGAAGAGGGAGCCACACACUCAUCAUCCUGUCACAUUGUAGAGAAGACAGAAGCACAUGGAGUGACAGCAGCCUUCCAGGCAGAAGCAACAGUGCCAGAGAGUGGAGGUGAAUCUGGGUUCAGAUGGCACCACCCCCUCUUCGGGAACGGUGACCCCCUUUGCGGUGACAACACUCACACAAACCCCCACAAUCCCCAGGGAGGCAGACUAGGAGGACAUGUGAGACAGGAGAGAGAACGAGCCAUCAGAACCCCCAGGCCUAAAUUAGAGGCUGUCAUCCAGCCCUGUGCCGCCGUGUGUGUGUGUGCAAGCGAGGUUCGAUGUGUGUGUACGCACGCUGCCAGCUCGCGCACACACUCCGUGGGCGGUUCAGUAAGCACUCCGACAGAUGUGUCAUGCCGAAAUGUAAACGACAGCACAAAGAAGAAGAGGAGGAGAGGGGAAAGGUAUAAUGGGACUUCAAACGAGUGUGAGGGAGAGCGGCAGCGUCUUAGGAGCGUCAUAACCUCUGUUUCCACCUGGUGGGGCGGAAAGAGGAGAUGUGACGGAGACAGAGGGGGAGAAGGAGACAGGGAAAUAGAGCGGGAGGGCGAGACGGGCGGAAAGAGAAGAAAGGCAGGGGGGAAGAGGAGGAGGGGGAAGAGGAGGAGGGGUGGGACUCUGUGCCUGGUGGGAGAGUGUGACUCUGAGUCUGUGCCCUGCUCUGAUAGACAGAGGCCUCACAGGAGUCACAGUAGAGACCAACAUCACUAUAACUAUAACUCUGCCUCCCUGUUCAACACAGCACCAAGAGUCAGAGAGAGGACAGAGUACUACAGCACAGAGUCUCAGCUGUAUAGAGAGAUAGUCAGAGAGAGAUAUGGGAAGGUGGAGAGAGGAGAAAGGAAGGGAUGGCCUUUCUACUGGUGUUCAGACUCCUCUCUGUGUUCUACUUCCGGGUUGCCCUCGGGAAAGGCUCACAACCUCCAAGUGGCAUAUGGUUGUCUCCACGGUUGCCACGGGGACAACCCAAUCUACAGUCGUCAUGACAACAUCCCUGGUAGCAACAUUUCUAGUGGCCCAGUGAGGAAGAUUAAAUACAUCCACAGAAACAGGAAACACAUGAAUAGAAAGUGGUCAGAGAGUGAGGAGUGGGAGAGAACAGAGAGUGGGAGGAGGGAGAGCUGGGAUGGAGGGAGUAGAGGCUGUUGGGAAAGAGGGAGCAGGGAGAGGAGGAGGUAUGGGUUAGUAAGCAAGGGAUCCAGCCCUGGAGGAUUCAGUGGAAGGGGCUGGCAUGGGUAUCUCUCGACCCCCAGUCACAGGACUCUGGAGGGGGACAGGGGAUGGAGGUCUAGUCCUAGGGAGGGAGAGGUCUGGGACAGGGGACCAGGGAACUCAAGCCCAGACAGAUGUACCUGGGGCAGCAGUGACAGUUGGGAGGAUAGGAGGACAUACUGCAGGGAGGACAGAUACAGCUGGGAUGACAACUGGGAGAGACAGAGGUCCACUGAAGGUAGAGAGAGCUGGAGCAGGUGGGAGAAGGGAUCGCGACCUGGCCCCAGCCCCAGCCCUGAUUGUUUAAGCUGGGACUGGGUUACCAGAUGCCCUGACUAUAGACACAGCCCCAGUCCUGGCUCCCAGUCUGUCCCCAGUGUGCAGGUUACCAGAUGCCCCAUCUCCAGCACAGGCCCCUGGCCUGAUUCUAGCCCUGACUGGCUGCCCCGACAGCCCAGCCCUGGCUCCUGUAGCAGCAGCACCAGUGUGUCAGACCUGAGUGGGGGGUGGAGUAGCGUUAGUACCCGCUCAAGACUCAUCUUGACAGGGAGAAAAACAACAGGGGUGCCCAGGCGAGCACCAUCUCCCUCACCCACAAAGGAGAAACACCAAGCCCCCAGCCUCAAACCUACUCCUCCUAGACCUCUGCCCAGCACUGAUACCAUCCAUCCACAGGACAGGAACCCCAACCCCACAGCACAGCCUACAUGUCUCUCAAACAGAGAGCCCAAAGCCCCCCCAAAGCCCAGAGAGGGGAACCCCAGCAGAACUCUGCUACUGCCACUUAUUGGGAAACUACCAGCGAUCAGGAGAGGAACUAAGAGACGAGGGGCAGAAAGAGAGAGGGAGGACCCUGACCAAACAGAGAAAGAGGACCACAAUCAAGACCAGGUCCAGACACAGGUCCAGGACCACAACCAAGGGAAGGAGAGUAUGAAGAAUGGAGCGGUUCAAAGUAGUCGACCGGACCCUCAACCCCUCUCGUCUCAGAGUCCUGAGAAAACUGGAGAGGACACGUCCUGUCCUUCCCUGACAUCACAUCCUGCUGUGACCUCAUAUCCUGCCCUAACUUUACCUCACAGCGGUCAGUGGUCACAAGACCCCUCCCCUCCUCUGGCUCAACAGCCAAUCAGCUUCAGCGCUGAGGAGAUGGGCAAGUAUCGCUGUCUGCAGGAGCAGGCACGAGAGCACAUGCAGAGACUGCUACAGGGAACAGAGACACACACACCGGGACACACACACCAUACCCCCUCCCCAGAGCCAUACACACACCCCACACACACACGUACACAUGUGGCACACACUCAAGAUAAAAACACACACUCCACUUCCCUAAAUACCUCUCUAAAGCUAGAUGCACACCCCAUACAAACACAGCUCUUACAGACACACUCUACCCCCAGCCUCCCCCCUCCUCAUCCCCCUGUCCCCAUACCGCAGCCUCUAAUGACCCACCCUCCUCCACUCACCCUUCAUCCUUUCAUUCUACAACACACAUCUUUUAGCAUGGCACUCUCGUCACCCUCCUCUACCUCUUCCUCUCUCGCCCCCCACACCUCACCACCUCAUCACCUGACCCUCCUACACCCCCCUCUCCCCCAUCCAUUCUCCAUCUCUUCUAUCUUUCCCUCCAUUCUUCUCUCCCAUCCUCUUCUACAUCUCCUCCCUCCCUCCCAUGCCAUCCACCCCUCUCCCCUCACCGCUCUCUCCCCCCUCACACUGCCACCACCGAGACCACCGUGUCCAGAAAGACUUUGGUCAUUGAGGUUUCAACAGAAAGCAUUAUGAUGCUCUCUGAUGACAUCACAUAGUAAUACAAUGCCAUGUUAGCAACUCCUGGACAAUAAUGUCCCAUACAGUAUAACACUCCACUGAAUUUUCUUAAUUUGUGUAUGUAUGCGUGCAUGUGUUUUUGUAUGAGUGCAUGCGUGUGUGAGCAUGUGUGUGCAUUUCGUCGCUGUCUGAUGAAAACCUUUUAACUCCAUUUUUGCCCAUUUUCAUGUUUAUACAUGUAUUGGAAGCAUUAACUCCCCUCAAUGUAUUCAAAAUAGCUUCUGAAGUUUCAUAAUUGUAUGUUUGUUAAUAAAAAAUAACACAUUUAAAUCCUGAAAAGUCGGAGAUGAGGUUUUCCUUCGACAGUGACUGUGUGCGCGAGAGAGAAGCUCCUUUUGAUCCCCAUUUAAGUAUGAAUCAAGGGAAACCGUGCAUCUGCUAAGACUAGCUGGCUUUCUCUCAUCUCUUUCUUCCUCUCUGAGCGUUAGGCACACUGGCUGUCUUUUGAAGUACCGUAACACCUGAGAGAGAGAGCGACAGACAGACGCCCAGGCUGUGAGCAGAGCAAUAGGACCAACCCCCACUCCUACACCCGCCCAAGCCCCAUUCAGCCCCAAGCACAACACUGGACACUAUGGAACACAAAGCUGUUACUAUAUCAUGCUGGAAUAUCCAAGGUCUGAGGUCAUCUGCCUUUGGCCUAAAGAGCAGGAACACAGACUUCACCAAAGACAUCAGAAAUACAGACAUUGUCAUCCUACAAGAAACCUGGUAUAGAGGAGACAGACCCACUAGUUACAGAGAGCUGUUAGUCCCAUCCACCAAACUACCAGGAGUGAAAAAGGGAAGAGACUCAGGGGGUAUGCUAAUUUGGUGUAAAUCAGACCUAGCCCACUCUAUUGAAUUAAUCAAAACAGGAGCAUUUUACAUCUGGUUUGAAUAACAGAGAAAAAUGUUCUCCUGUGUGCUACUUGUAUACCCCCACUAGAAUCCAUGCUUUAAUGACAACAGCUUCUCCAUCCUAGAUGGGGAGAUCAACCAUUUCCAUAUUCUAGUCUGUGGCGACCUAAACGCCAGAACCAGUCAAGGACCUGACACUCUCAGCACACAGGGGCACAAACACCUACCUGGAGGGGACAGCAUUCCCUCCCCAAUAUGCCCCCCAGACACAACUAUGACAAAACAACCAACAAAUCUACUGCACGGUGGGUCUGGUAGGUUUCGAGGGGACUCCUUCAAUAGAUACACUUAAAACUCAUCCCUUGGCAGUUGUACUGUAGACUACUUUAUCACCGAACUCAACCCAGAGUCUCUCAGUGCGUUCGCAGUCAGCCCACUGACACCCCUAUCAGAUCACAGCAAAAUUACAGUUGCUUGAACAGAGCAACACUCAACAUGAGACAUCAGAGCCGAACAAACUGCAUGCUAUUAAGGAAUGUUAUAGAUGGAAGGAAAGUAGUGUAGAAACCUACCAAAAAACAAUUGGCAAACAAAAAUGUAAUCCCUCUUAGACAACUUCCUGAACAAAACAUUUCACUGCAAUAGUGAAGGUGUAAACCUGUAGUAGAAAGCCUAAACUGAAUAUUUGACCUUUCAGCUAUCCUAUCAAAUAAAACAAUUCCAAGCAGACAAGAAAAUGAACAACAAUGACAAAUGGUUUGAUGAAGAAUGCAAAAAUCUAAGAAAGAAAUGUAGAAACCUAUCCGUUCAAAAACAGAGACCCCAAAAACCUGAGCCUAUGUCUUCACUAUGAUGAAAUAUUAAAUCACUACAGAAAUACACUAAGGCAAAAGAAGGGAAAGCACAUCAGAAAUCAGCUCAAUGUAAUUGAAGAAUACAUAGAAUCAAACCACUUCUGGGAUCAACACAAAGAGCUAUCUAUCCAAAAUGGAGAUGAAUGGAUAAACCACUUCUCGAAUAUUUUUGGUCAUACACUCUUAGAAAAAAAGGGUUCCAUAGGAGAACCCUUUUUGGUUCCAGGUAAAAUAUUUUGGGGUUUCAUGUAGAACCCUCUGUGGAAAGGGUUCUACAUGGAAUUGAAAAGGGUUCUACCUGGAACCAAAAAUAGUUGUUCAAAGCGUUCUCCUAUGGGGACAGCCAAAGAACCGUUUUAGGUUCUAGAUAUACAUGCUUAGAAUGUGCUAACAAAAAACAGAGCAAAAACGUAUGCAUUAUAAAUUACAAAUCUUGAAUCAACUAUUAAAGACAACCAGAACCCACUGGAUUCUCCAAUUACAUUGAAUGAACUACAGGACAAAAUACAAACCCUCAAAAGGCCUGUGGUGUUGACAAUAUCCUUAACAAAAUAAUCAAAUAUACAGACCUCAGCUCUGGCACGUUCUCCAAAAUUUGGAACCAAGGCCUGAUCACCCUAAUCCACAAAAGUGGAGACAAAUCCGACUCCAAAAACUACCAUGGGAUAUGCCUCAACAGCAACCUUUGGAAAAUCCUCUGCAGCAUCAUCAACAGCAGACUCCUACAUUUCCUUAGUGAAAACAAUGUCCUGGGCAAAUGUCAAAUUGGCUUUUUACAAAAUUACUGUACGACAGACCACAUAUACACCCUGCACACCCAAACUGACAAACAAACAAAACAAAAGCAGUCUUCUCAUGCUUUGUUUAUUUCAAAACAAGCUUUUGACUCAAUUUGGCAUGAGGGUCUGCUAUAUAAAUUGAUGAAAAGCUGUGUUGGGGGGAAAACAUACAACAUUAUAAAAUGAAUGUACACAAACAACAAGUGUACAGUUAAAAUUGGCAAAAAACACAGAUUUCUUUCCUCGGGUGAGACAGGGAUGCAGCUUGAGCCCCACCUUCUUCAACAUAUAUAUCAAUGAAUUGGCGAGGGCACUAGAUCAGUCUGUAGCACCCGGCCUUACCCUACUAUACUCUGAAGGCAAAUGUCUACUUUUUGCAGAUGAUCUGGUGCUUCUGUCCCCAACCAAGGCAGGUCUACAGCAGCACCUAGAUAUUCUGCACAGAUUCUGUCAGACCUGGGCCUUGACAGUAAAUCUCAGUAAGACAAAAAUAAUGGUGUCCAACAAAUUCAAAUUCUAUCUAGACACCAUUGCCCUCGAGCACACAAAGAACUAUACCUACCUCAGCCUAAACAUCAGCACCACAGGUACCUUCCACAAAGCUGUGAAUGAUCUGAGAGACAAGGCAAGAAGGGCCUUCUAUGCCAUCAAAAGGAACAUAACAUUCAACAUCCCAAUUAGGAUCUGGCUAAAAAUACUGGAACCAGUUAUAGAACCAAUUACCCUCUAUGGUUGUGAGGUCUGAGGUCUACUCACCAACCCCAAAAAGUUACAAAAUGGGACACACCAAGUCAAAUUGAGACUCUGUGUAGAACGUAAAACCCAAACUAAUGCACGCAGAGAAGAAUUAGGACGAUACAAGCUAAUUAUCAAAAUCCAGAAAAGAGAUGUUAUGUUGUACAACCACCUAAAAGGAAGCAACACCUAAAUAUUCCAUAACAGAGCCAUCACCUACAAAGAGAUUAACCUAGAGAAGUCCCCUCAGCCAGCUUGUUCUGGGACAUUGUUCACAAACAAUAACAGACCCCACAGAGCCCCAGGACAGCAACACAAUUAGACCCAACCAAAUCAUGAGAAAACUAUUUGACACAUUGGAAGUAAUUAACCAAAAAACAGAGCAAAGUGGAAUGCUACCUUGCCCUAAAAAGAGAAUAUACAGUGGCAGAAUACCUGAGGACUGUGCACUGGCGUAAUGCAGUUUCUCUGGACCCUCCAAAAGGUCAGAGUUCGCAACUGUCCUGUAUAUCCUAACUGAACGUGCAUGACAUGAGCCAUUCCUCGGGCUCUCUCCCAGCUUGGAUAGAAAGGUGUUGUGUGUAAGACCAGUCUAUUAAUGCCAAUCUCUCUUUUUUUCUAUGUAGAGGCCUAUAGCAGCUACAGUAUGCGGCUGCGUCGGCUCACAUUUUUGUGUGCAAAUGUUUACCACGGCCUGUAGGUCCAGGUUACAGGCCCGACUGUUUUCUAUACUGAGUAUUGUCAACCCAUACAGAUUUUUCUGCGACAUUGUGCAUUAUUUGUCCAUUGCGCUGCACACAAUUUAAACUUAGUCUUGAAUGGUGCAUAGCAAGAUAUACCAGAGAUAAAGGACUGUUAAUAUUGCAACCACAACUCAAAUGACAGUUCACCAGUAUGAACAAAAUCAAGAACGCAAGAACUGUUGUCCACUAAAGAUAUCUAUUUGCAUCUGCCAAUUUACUGGCUGUCCAGUAUACAGACAAGAUGUCCCAGCGCUUCCUAGGCCUACAAUUAAGGAGACUGUGAGAGACUCAAUUAAAGAUAUUGCAGAACUGCUAUAUUUGAAGCACCACUCCAUUCUUCCCAGUUUCCCUGAUGUUGCUAUGGCAAUCAAGCAGUUUAUAACCAUCCCUGUAACUGUCUGUCUGUGAAGAGAUCGUUUUCUAAACUAAAACUCAUGAAGAAUUAAGAAGAGUUAGUCUCUCGGUCUGACAUGCACUUUUGAACACCUAAGUAAGCUCCACUCAUGGCACUGGUGCCGUCGUAGUUCUGACCAGGCAUUUGCUCACCAAUAUCCCCUUCAUUUCAAUCAGUUUAAUUAUUUUUCAAGGCCUGAGGGACUUUGAUCAGUCACAUUAUUGAAGCCCAAUAAACAAAUACUUAGCUUCCUAGUACAUAUUUAAAUGUAAAAGGUUUAUGAAUGACUUUUUGGAGGGUUACUUUGAAAAUUAUUUAUUAAAUAAAAUACAAAUAGACCAAUGUCAGACAGGCGCAUGGGCCCUCAUUGGGCUGUGAGGGUAUCCAGUACGCCAGUGCCAUGGUGACUGACCCAAACUUAAGAAAACCUUGCCUAUUUACAGACUCCAUGAGCCUUGCUACUGAGAGAGGCCGCCAUAGGCAGAGAGAGAGAAGAAAGGCUAUGUGCCCACUGUCCACAAAACAAGGUGGAAACUAAGAUGCACUUCCUAACUUUCUAUGAACAUAGAGACACAUAUUUCCUUCAGUUCACACAGACCAAGAAAGAAUUUGAAAACCAAUCAAAUAUUGACAAACUCCCUUAUUUGUCAAAAUACCGCAGUGUGCAAUCACAGCAGCCAAAUGUGUGACCUAUUGCCACAAGAAAAGGGCAACCAGUGUAGCACAAACACCUUUGUAAAUACAACCUAUAUCUGUUUAUUUGCCCUUGCCAUUCAUACUACAACUAUUUGCACACUGUUACAACACUAUACCUAGCUAAUAAUAUAACAUUUGAGAUGUCUUUAUCCUUUUGAAACUUUUGUGUUUGUAAUGUUAACUAUUAAUUUCUGAUUGCUUAUAUCACUUUUGUUUAUUGUUUUUCACUUGCUUUGGCAAUAUAACCAUGUGUUUCCCAUGCCCGUAAAUCCCCUUUGAAUUGAAGUGAAUUGAAUUGAGAGAAAGAGCAGAGCGAGAGAGAAAGAAGAGAACGUGUAAGGGAGAGAGAGAGCGCUUGAGGGAUAUAGUGAGAGAACAAAAGGUGAGAAAUAGAGGGAGAGAAAGAGAGAUAGCAAUCAAGAAAAAGUAAGGGCCAUCUCCGUUUCAUACAGGUUAGUUAAGCAUUUGUACAAAAAGGCAUCAAUCACAUUAAAAGCUGGAAAUACUGCAACUUAAACAAAGACUAUCAUCCCUGGGACAACACACACACACACACACAUAAAAUGGAAUGCAUGAAAAUUUAAUAACAUGUUUCCAUAUAUCUGGUGUACAAUGUAAUGUAAAUAUAUCUGCCCUGCUGAGGGGUAGAGAGACAAAGACUGACUGCAUUAUACAACCAUGGGACAAUAAAAUUACUUUACAGAAA